AUGUCUUUGGAACCACUCGCGUCCCCCCAUAGCGUUUCCGACUCGGGAGCAGCUUUCACAAGCUCCUCCGCCCUCGACUUCCUCCUCAUCGAACUUGUCCCUCUUGCGUACCGCGUCACUGGCGAGACCCUCCCCCCUCGUUAUUCUGAGAGCAAUGGCGCCGGAGCUCCUACCGCCGCUGGUGCCGCCACGAUAAGCACCGCAAAUACACAGAAUACACCGGCAAAUGGAACUGCCCCCUCGGCCACUUUCCCUAGCCGCGUGGACGAGGACGAUGCGGCAGAUGCAGCAAGGCAUAGGCUUGAGACAUCGGGGUAUCGGGUUGGUCAGGGUUUAGUGGAAAGGUUCUCCCGAGACCGCCCUCGAUUUAAUGACACCCUCGACGUUAUCAAAUUUCUUUGCAAAGACCUCUGGUCUCUUGUUUUUGGAAAGAACAUAGACAACCUAAAGACCAACCACCGGGGCGUGUAUGUCCUAACCGACAAUGUUUUCCGACCAUUCACCCGUAUGAGCACAGAAGCUGGCGGCCAAGCAGUGGUUCGCGCUCAGCCAGUACGUUUGUCUACACUUGACCCCCUCUUUAACCCUCAGUAUGGAGAGACUUUGUUGACCUGGCUUCAGUUCUUAUGGUUUCCUUGCGGAAUUGUCAGAGGAGCCUUGGCCGCGCUGGGCAUCGAAGCUACUGUGCAAGCGGAAAUCAACGAAUUGCCAGGAGCAGUGUUCCAGAUUAAGACCAUUCCUCCAAAAUCUUAA
Molecule: messenger RNA, 753 nt
Organism: Clonostachys byssicola
Lineage: Eukaryota; Fungi; Ascomycota; Sordariomycetes; Hypocreales; Bionectriaceae
Source: the annotation of a GenBank genome assembly